Notodromas monacha is the source of this 1053-nucleotide messenger RNA. The record is from the annotation of a GenBank genome assembly. NCBI's taxonomy places the organism in Eukaryota, Metazoa, Arthropoda, Ostracoda, Podocopida, Cyprididae.
GUUCAGCUCCAGGAGUUGUGCGGCGAAUGGACACGAAUCCUUGGUGAAGUUGGAGGCAGCGCCAAAAUUAUUGACUCGUUCGAACUGGCCAUGGUUGCAGGAAGCCCUGGUAUCCCAAUCAAAGCUGCUGUCAUGUUCGAGUUUGACGGGGCGGUGAAUGUUUUGGCAUGUCAUGCAAGCCCUCUUGAAAAUUUGAAACCCGGACAUUGUCGGUUCUGUCGCCUGCACUUCAACAACUUGGGUGCACUGCAUCCUACAAACGCUUUAUUGGUGGAUAUCGAGGGUUUCGUGACGGGUAUCGAUUUUUUGCAUCACGACGGCGAACACCUUUUCGUGGUAUCUACGGAUUCGGGUCCCUGGGAUUGCGAUGCCAACCAGGCUCAGAUUUCGCUUUACCGCUUUCGUUCCCCGUAUUUCACGCUAUUGGCUAAAUCGAAGCUCAGUUCCACAAGACCGAGGAAGGUCAAGCUGAGUGACUUUGAAGGAAAAUUGAAAGUGCUGGUCGCAGCCGAAGACGGUUUGACAACGCAUGAAAUACUCUCCGAUGAUCUCAGAGGCCCUUAUGAAUUCCGCACCGUAGGCCAGAUUAUACCAGCGAAUGGGGAUUUUGAUGUUCGAGCCGCAGUUCCAGAUAAUUCGCUCAUCACAUUUGCUGCUAACGUGAAUGAUCGAAGUACCGAAAUUUCCCUUUACAAUCAAGAUGGGUUCGCACUAGCUGAGCGCUUUGCAACCAGCCCAGUUUUACAAGCUUUUGAUGUUUUCCCGUCUGCAUUUGGCACAAAAUUAGUGUCGGUCGAGCGGAACUACCAACCAAAUAUCAAAAUUCCACUUGUACAGGUGGUGCAUGUGAUGAGAGAUACUGAAGGGUACCGGAAAGCAGCAGAAAUCCAGAUCUAUUUACGGGAAUUGCCCGAUACCCACAACCUCAGACAUCCGGUGGAUGCUAAGGGAUUCAGCAUUACAAAUGAUGUUACUUACUUGGCGAUUGCUGUUGAUGGAACGAGCAUAUCGAUCCAUCAAUUACUUGGUGAGCACCUGCUUCUUUAUUCAUGA